AUGACGAACGAGCCAGUCCUCAACUCCCCCCUCGCCUACCGCGCGGUGUUCCUCUACUUCGAACCAGUUGGAGCCUUAGUCGGCGCCCUCCCCGGCCACCAAAACGCGCUGGAUAACCAGAUUAUCUACGACCAACUUGCUGCAGCAUAUAUCCUGUUUGCGUUCAGUGGAGCCAUUAUCUUGCGCAUUACAAAUAACUUGCGGGUGUGGAGAGGGAUCCUGAUCGGUAUCUUGAGGCCCGAAGAUUGGGUGAACCUGGUGAGUCUUUGGGGACAGGCGGCCCUCCGGCUUGCUUUCGUGACGGGAGUCGGCCUCAAACAGUCUGCGGCUACGAAGAAUGAGUGA
This is a messenger RNA of Ilyonectria robusta, 345 nucleotides long. RefSeq lists its product as uncharacterized. The transcript has 3 exons. NCBI's taxonomy places the organism in Eukaryota, Fungi, Ascomycota, Sordariomycetes, Hypocreales, Nectriaceae. The record is from RefSeq and is a predicted model, not a curated record. Bases 1 to 345 code for a protein of 114 amino acids.